AUGGAAUAUGCAACAAUUCCCUACGAUGUUGAGAGCAUUCGACAACACUUUCCAGCUUUGCGCGGAGAAAAGAUCCCGCUCAACAAUGCCACCGGUAGCCUGGUGUAUGAUGGCGCUGUCAAGGCCAUCGCAAACGCAAUGUCAGCCUAUCAACUUGACUUUAUUGGCGGUGAUACAAUGAGUGCGCUCCAGGUCAAAGAGCGAAAAUCAAAGUACGAAGAACUAUCGGCAUUCAUGAACGCUGAACCCGACGAAAUUGCUUUCGGACCCUCCACCAGUGGCCUUAUUCGUAACUUGACUUCUUCUUUGAGGCCGCUACUCAAUUCCGAUUCGGAAAUGAUCGUUUCAACAUUGUGCCACGAGUCUGGCGUUACAUCAUGGGUAGCUCUUGCUCGCUCCCUAGGCAUCGAAAUAAAGUGGUGGUCCCCACCUGGUGGAAGAUUCAACAACACUGCUAAGCUCAGCGUCGAGACUCUAAAGCCACUUCUUUCACCGAAGACGAGGCUUGUCUGCUGCGGUCAUGUAUCAAACAUAUUUGGUACCAUACACGACAUUCGCGCCGUCGCAGAUGUUGUCCACCGAGUUCCAGGCGCCAUGCUUUCAGUUGAUGGAGUAGCUUGGGCUCCUCACCGGCCAAUCGAUGUCAAAGCAAUGGACGUUGAUUUCUACUUCUUCAGCUGGUACAAGUUAUUUGGGCCGCAUUUUGCACAGAUAUACGCCCGUCGCUCCGUACAACAGCGGUACAUGACGAGUUUAAAUCAUUACCAUAUUGAUCCCACACCUCUUGACGUCAAAGUACGCUUAGGCACAAGUUGCUAUGAGUUUGAGGAUGGCGUACUUGAGGUAGUACGCUACAUUAAGCGUAUCGGUUGGGAGGGUAUCAUCGCACAUGAGGUAGUCAUCGUCCAGCCUCUGCUUGACUACCUUAACUCCCACCCGAACUGGUACACUCUGUAUGGCGAGAAGUCUUCCGAUCCAAAGCUUCGAGUAUCCCUUGUUUCCUUUACGGUCAAUGGCGUUUCCUCCAUGGAGAUUGCCAAGGCCAUUCACGAGUCGUCGCCAUGCCGUAUCUUGGCGGGGAACGCUUAUUCGCUCAGACCAGUGCAUGAUGUUCUUGGACUGGGCACCGAUGGCGUGCUUCGCAUCAGCUUGGUUCAUUACAAUACACUUGAGGAUAUCCAGGUCUGCAUUGAUGCUCUGGAUCGUGUUGUACGAGGAUAUCUCAAGGCUUGA
Exserohilum turcica Et28A is the source of this 1233-nucleotide messenger RNA. RefSeq lists its product as uncharacterized. The transcript is spliced from 3 exons. The record is from RefSeq and is a predicted model, not a curated record. The coding region runs from base 1 to 1233 and encodes 410 amino acids. NCBI's taxonomy places the organism in Eukaryota, Fungi, Ascomycota, Dothideomycetes, Pleosporales, Pleosporaceae.